Messenger RNA from Aphanomyces astaci, 6601 nucleotides. RefSeq lists its product as hypothetical. The transcript is spliced from 12 exons. Gene Ontology annotation, molecular function: NAD+ nucleosidase activity; signaling adaptor activity; protein binding. The record is from RefSeq and is a predicted model, not a curated record. Lineage: Eukaryota; Oomycota; Saprolegniomycetes; Saprolegniales; Verrucalvaceae. Gene Ontology annotation, biological process: phosphorelay signal transduction system; response to axon injury; negative regulation of MyD88-independent toll-like receptor signaling pathway. The coding region runs from base 28 to 6474 and encodes 2148 amino acids.
AACGACGAGUUGGCAUGCGCUUGACAUAUGACGCCGCCGCCGCACCACGACGUCCGAGGUGUCCUUAAUGCCAAUGGUACUCCAAUGUUGUGGGGCUUGCAUUCGUUGUGGAAAGCCAGUAGCCCCAAGUGCAUCGUCGGCAUCGUCGACACCGUCGUCGUUGUCGACGGCAAGCUCGACACGUGGCUGUUCACAGCCAAGACCGGCGAAGUCCUGCGGAAGAAAGCGUUCCAACCAUCGGACAUUGCCGACAGAUUCAGUCGUAUCUCCCUCGCCAACGCCGCCAACGUUCACUCCCACGCCGCCAUCUUGCGACGGUCGAACGGCAGUUGCAUCGUGUGGGAUGUGGCCACGCUGGCCCAAGGCGUGGAAACCCCUCUGGACAAACAUGUCGUCGCCCUUCAGCCAUUUGUGUGCAGUCGAGGCAGUCUAGGGUCAGUGUACCGCCACGAAGUCAAGACGGUGCUGUCGACUGAUCAACAUGCACGCCUCGUGCAGUCCACGUGCAAGCUCAUGCAGCAUCAAAUGAGUGGACCGGGGUCGUCCAUUGUCGUCGACGCCCCUCUACCCGACCAAACGCUCAAGUCCAAUGCCACUGCCAUCAACACCCGUCUCCACGCGAUCACGAUGCUUGUGCGGCAACAUUUGGAGGAGCUACACAGCAUUCAAGUGCAAGAGAUUGCCGUGGAUUUUAUCAUCGAUGCCAGCGAACAGAUAUGGCUGUCAUGGAUUCCAACAGUCAUAGCUAAAACCAACCACAAUUCGGGUGCUGUCCCCUUACGCACCCCUUCCCCCACUCACCCACCCUCGUUGAGCCACCACAAAAAUGGAUGGUUGGCCACGGCCGCCACUGGCCUACCCUCCAUGGAACAGCUCGUGUUCGACGCCGCCGAAGCCACAUUGUUGGAACCCCCCACGCUGGACAAGGACACUUCGUCAUCGACGUCACAUGUCCGCGUCGACGACGUCCACGCCGCCGCCCAACGCCGCGCGUCUGCUACCCACUUCACACUCAAGCCCACCCCCGCAGCCCCUUCCUCGUCCAAACCAUUGCACCAUCCGACGACUGGCAGCGGUUUCCCCACUCCAUUCAAGUGUUGCGGGGAUUUUUGCGGGUUCGAUCUGUCGCCUCCGUCGUCGUUGGUGGCAUCGACGGACGACGCGUUGACAAGGCGACGUCGUCGUGGCAUCCACGCCUUGUUGUCGCCCGAAGACUCUGCCGCGCUGGGGGCCGCGAAUUUGUUGCAAACACUUACAAACCACUCAGUUGACACGCUGCAAAACUACAACGAUCAGCGACUGCAUUACACGAUCACGUAUCGGUCCAUCGCGCUCGCCAAAGCCAACAAAGCGCACCUCGUCGAUACGCAACAUUCCGAUUCCAACGAAGCAGACGUCGUUUCCAACGUUCCGAACGCAAAAAAACCAGCGUACAUGGCGUCCACCGUGUCGAAAGACUGGCAGCGCAGUCUCGGGAAAACAUACGGCGAGCUCGACGGUGGCGCGGCCAACUAUUACCGCCACGUCAAAGUGUGCCGCAGUUGCUACGCCGUCUACUCGACGCUCGACACGGCGCGCCGCAUGUUGGACGAAGUUGCUGCGAAAGUUUCCCAGCAACUCGUCAAAGAGAAUGCGCGGCAACCCCCUGGCAUGGACAAGUGGAACCAGGGGGUCGACGCCUCCGUGGCGGCCAAGGAGCGCGGGCUCAUGGGAAGGCGGUCGUCGUCGACGACGACGUUGGAGGUGAAACUGCCUCGGCUGGGCACGCCCCCCGAAGGACCCCCCUCGAUGCGAAUGUUGUCUGCGGCAACUUCGCCUACAACGCAAGACGACGUUGGAGAAGUCGAAGGAAGGGGAAUGCCAGACGACGCUACUCACCCCCCAAAUGAAGCUCUAGCUGACGGGGUGGCAAAAGGAGUGGUGAUGCCACUCAUCCACCAACCGUCGUCCCCGACGCUAAGCCAACCGCAGCACAGCUACGCAACAUCCAAGGCCAAAAGUACAGCAAUGUUAACAGUUUCCAAUACCCGUGCCAAAGGAUGGAAAAAACAACUGGACCACAAAGCUACACACGCUGCUUCGGACGAAGUGGCCAAAACUGUCGAGGAAUUCGUCGGCUUGGACGGGUACCUACGGGGUAAAGUCCGUCGACGCAAAACCAAACAACUAACCGAAAACGCGCUCUUUCCUGGUGGCAUGCCCCUUCCUGUAACCAAAUCGCACCAAGGGCACGGCGAUGCCUAUCUGCCCCUCGUCCUGGUUGUCGAGACCGACCAAUCCAUGAUCAACUCGAUCGUCCGUGUAUUGCAAGAUGAGUACUCGGUGGAGAGUGUAUGCGACGGCGCCGUGGCACUCAAGUGUGCGCAAGAGACCCACUACGAUGCGAUUGUAUGCGGGCGCGACGUGCCGACGUUGGGGGCGAUCGAAAUGACCAAACUGCUGCGGCAACAUGAGAUCCAGCAAAGCAUCGCGCUCCACUUGCCCGUGCGUCGCACACCCGUGCUUUGUUUUACCAAUUGUACGUCCCCCGAGGACUUGCGGGUGUAUAUGGAAGUCGGAAUGGACGGAUGUGUGGGCCAUCCUUUGGAUCUGGAUGCACUUCGGCGGAUGCUGGAAGCGGCGGUAACGACGACAGGGGGGGGGGGCGUAGUAGCCUCAUUGCAAGCGAUUGUGGCCAAAGCCAAUCAGCCCAUCGCGACAUCUUCCUCGUUGCCCAAGCCAGCCUCUCGACCGCGCAAGAAGAAACCGGCGGCCGCCACCGCCACGGGCACGUCGUCGAAUCUCGCCAACGCCCUCCUCGGCCACACGCCGGACGACCCGAGCUGUACGAUGGGCAUGUUCCAAGUCGACACCGACACAAGUCUUCCGUUUGCAGUGCUGAACCCCCCAACGCCCCCUACGACCAUCAACACAUUUUUCAACCUCGUGGUUGUGCAUGAUAUCUUUGACACGAUGGAGCGGAUGCAGAUAUUCCUGCAGCCCAUGCUCGCGCGAUGCAGCGGCGCCCAAGCGCUUGUGUGGAACUACCCCGGCCAAGCCGGCACGACGUGGCGAAAGGGGCUACUGCUCAACAACGCGUACCUGUCGACGUGUUUGUCGGGGCUUUUAUCACACGUCACAUCCAAAGGGCUGUGGCGACACGAAGUGCCGUUCUACUUGGUCGGGUACGGCAACGGCGGCCCCGUCUGUCUGCACUACGCCCUACACGCCCCCAGUUCGUCGCUUCGAGCUCUUGUGUCCGUCAAUGGCUUUGCCUACGUCGACUCGACGCUCGCCACCUUUCUCCACGACGCAAUUAAAGUGUUUAGCUGCUCCCCACCGUCCAGACCCGACCUGCCCGUGUACUAUCACACACGGUUUUUGUUUUCCGGCGCGUACCUGGCGACCGUGUCGACCCCCCUCGCGCUCAAUUUGUACACGGCCGUGAGCAACCCCAUCACGUUGGACGGCCGCGUCGCGCUAUGCUUGGGGGCGCUGAGUCAUGUGGAUGUCCGGCACGACUUGAGCUCGAUGAACGUGCCGCUGGUGGUGAUUGCGUCGGCGCAGGAUGGACUCGUCCAGCCGCUGCAUGUGGACGCGAUCGUAGCAGCCCGGGGCGGCGGCAGCGUGAAUAGCAUCCACAAGGUGCUCAAACACCACCGCAAGUCCAAAACGUGCGUCGUGUGGGUGCAAGCCGGCCACGAAGUGUUUCAAGAGGUCAAGCCCACGAUCGCGGCGUUGCUCGAGCAAUUUCUCACAGGGUUUCACGAAACGCACGACAGUUCGCUCACGACUGGGACAGGGGGGGCGGCUCCCCGGCACGAAAAAGAAGGGUCGCUCGUCGCCGCGGCCGCGGCACGCACGAGCUACGAAGACCACUUUAUCAACAAAGUCAUGAUGACGCUCACGGACGUCAAAAAUCGGCCAGACCGACAGCAACCACCACUUAACCCCCAUGUACAUCCUCGCGCCCCCGACGACGGCGAAACCAACAGCAACGCGUGGGCUAUGUACCAGCAGAAACGCAUGGAAUCGACUGCUGCCACCCACUCAGCCCACAACAAGAAGAAAUCCGGACAGCACCCCCCGCCCCCUGUCUUGGAUCCCCUAAACCCAUCGUUUGAACGAGACACCAACGACGUGUACCGCGCCGGCGACGGCAGCAAGAUCUACCCCGACCCGACUACACGGGGAGACAUCAAGGAGUACAUGCAAUGGCGGGUCCAGCGCAACGCCACGCGGCUGCAGCGGAUGCACAAACUCGCGUCGAAAAUCCAAAAAGCGUACCGGGCGUACCGGGCGCGGACGCUGGCCGACCGGCUGCGGAGACACAAGGCGGCGCUGACCAUGCAGCGCGUCUACCGCGGGUUCAAGGGUCGGCUGGUCUUUGACAAGAGACGAAGGGAGGAUGCCGCCAUCCGACUCGUGCAGCGCUCGUGGCGUGGCAAGAUGGGCCGCAUGCAGUUCAAGUCGACCAAAAGCCAACGCCUCGCCGCCAUCGAAAUGCAGCGCAUGGUGCGCGGCCACGUUGGGCGGCUCCGCGUUCGACGGAUUCGAACGACAAGGUACACUUCGGCAUGCAUCAUUCAAGCGCUGUUCCGACGGGUACAUGCGGUCCAAGAAGCAUGGCGGCGACGCCGGCAGACCCAAGGCGCAGUGCUCAUUCAGCGCGUAUACCGCGGGCACGUUGGCCGCGCCCGAUUCCGUGCCGAGCGCGACCGGUACUUGUUUUCGAAAGCGCAGACACAGAAUAUUGAUUUUGGCAAGCAAAUGCUGCUCGAGUACAAACUAUACGGGACGCGGCUGCAAAGUGAAGUGGCGCUCCUCGUGAACGAAAAGACCAAGGCAGAAGCCAGCGUGGAGAGUUUGCUCGUGGAAAUCGCAGAGUUUGAGGCUGGUGUGCGGGUGCUCGAGACGGAAAUGCACGCGCUCAGCCAGAUCGAGACCGAAGCCACGGGGGUGCUGGACGAACAGGCCAAGUGGCAGCUGCGGGACCAGAAGAUGCGACUCGAUCAGGAGUUUGCCAUGAUGCUCAAGAAGAUUGCCGACAGGCGGGAGAAGCUACUAGUGCUGGGCACGACGCUACAGGCACUGGAUAAGUCAAGACAUGCCAAGGAAGAGGACUUGCGUGGUCUCGAGCGGAAACUCGUGCUGUUGUUGGACGAACAACAGCGGCAGUUGCAAGGCAUCAAAGCCAAGCAAGAGAAACGGUCCCAGGUGUUGGUGGACGUGGCGGGGGGGGUGAUCCCGCCCGGGCCACUGGGCGGUGUCGACCACGGACAGCCGGGGGGGUCUGUCUCGUGUGGGACGACUGUGAGCCCGGAGCAGCGGCAGGAAGCGAAUUCGUUGAUGGAGUCGACCGAGACCAUGAUGAAGUUUGGGUUUAUGAGCAUGAGCAUGACAUACUUUAGCAGCAUGAACAUGAUCAAGGCUAUGCGGCAGAUUGGUGCCCAUCAUACGUUCCUCGACAGCGCCAAUGCCAUUCACAACCAUGCCACGGGGGCCGCCGGUAUGAUGAUGGGCGGGGGUAGUGCCAGUCCGACGGGCAAACACAUGGGGGGCGGCGUCGGGGGGAGCUCUGCUUUUCAUGCGGAGCCAGCGCCAGGCAACUUUCCCGGCCAGGAACCGCUGCUCGCGAGUGCAUGGAGCGUGCGGGACGUCGGGCGAUGGCUGGACACGCUCAGUUUAGGCCAGUACAAGCAAGCGUUUUCCGAUGGCACCGUGGACGGAUCGCUCUUGUACGACCUCAACGACCACGACCUUCGGUUUUCCCUUGGGAUUGAAUACGACCUCCAUCGGAAAAAGAUCUUGCAAGCCGUCGAGCGGCUCAAACGUGCCGAAGGGGCCGUGAACAAGUUGUACUCGAGCCCCCUUCCUACAAAUGGCGCUGCCAUUAUCCCAGCUGAAUCCAGCGCCGCGUCCGUCCAACAAAACCAGUCCAAUCCAUCAUCAUCUGGCAGCAUGGCUUUAAGUACUACUUCGCCAUUGCCCUCGUCGUCAACGACCAACGCCUUGUCCACAUCCGCGAACCAAAUUGCGGCUACCGAACCACCCCCGCUAGUCAUCCGCUUUGACGAAGUCUGCUCGUUGGUUCGGAAUGGCAAGCUCAAGCAAGUCAAAGAAGCGUUUGAAAAGUGGCCCGACAAGGCGUAUGAUGACCUGAGCACCAAAGUGCAAAAUGCACCUGGGACGAUCUACGAAGACAGUCUGGAGCAUCAAGCGUUCCACAUGAACAAGGCGGACGAGCACGGCAACUCGCUGCUGCUGCUCGCCGCCCAGAACAACCUGCUCAAAGUGUGCCAGUUCCUCGUGAGCAAGGGGGCGAACCCGAACCACCAGAAUAAGCAAGGCCAGUCGGCGGGCCAUUACGCGAUGGCGUACAGCUUCUUUGACCUCGGCGCGUGGCUUCUCGACCCAGACAAAGGCGGCGGCCGUGACGACCUGGUCAACAUACAUGGACUUACGGCGUACGACGGAUUGAGUCCGGCGUCAUGAGGGUGUCGGGAAGGCGGAAGUCGUUGAAGUGUUCAAAGGACACACACAACUGUAGCUACCAUGUGGAAUAAUCAAUAAAGUGUUGCAGGGGCCAGGAGCUCCUCCCAGACACAACUUUCGAAACCUG